Molecule: messenger RNA, 2106 nt
Organism: Perca flavescens (yellow perch)
Lineage: Eukaryota; Metazoa; Chordata; Actinopteri; Perciformes; Percidae
Product: amine oxidase [flavin-containing]
Exons: 15
Coding region: 31-1608 (525 amino acids)
Cellular component (GO): mitochondrion
Molecular function (GO): flavin adenine dinucleotide binding; primary methylamine oxidase activity
Source: RefSeq, a predicted model, not a curated record
GUUCAGCGGCAGAGCGGAGCGGACAGCACCAUGACCGAGCCCGGCAGCAACACCUACGACGUGAUAGUCGUCGGCGGAGGGAUAUCAGGUUUGAGUGCAGCGAAGCUGCUGAAAGCCAACGGACUGAGUCCUGUAGUCCUGGAGGCCAGGGAUCGGGUCGGUGGUCGCACCUUCACCGUGCGGAAUAAGGAGACAAAGUGGGUAGACCUGGGCGGAGCUUACAUCGGACCAACUCAGAACCGCAUCCUCCGAUUGGCCAAAGAGUACGGCAUUCAGACCUACAAAGUCAACGAGCAGGAGAGCCUGGUGCAUUAUGUCAACGGAAAGUCUUACCCGUUCAAAGGCUCCUUCCCUCCCAUGUGGAACCCCAUCGUCUUGUUGGACUUCAACAACCUGUGGAGGACAAUGGACGAGAUGGGCCGGGAGAUUCCCAGAGAGGCCCCCUGGAGAGCUCCCCAUGCAGAGGAGUGGGACAACAUGACCAUGAAGGAGCUCUUUGAGAAAAUCUGCUGGACCAGUACUGUUCGCCGCUUCGCCAAGCUGUUUGUCAACGUCAACGUGACCUCCGAACCCCACGAGGUGUCGGCUCUAUGGUUCCUCUGGUACGUGAAGCAGUGCGGAGGAACCAUGAGGAUCUUCUCCACCACUAACGGAGGACAGGAGAGGAAGUUUGUGGGCGGCUCCAGUCAGAUCAGCGAGUGCAUGGCCAGGGAGCUGGGAGAGCGAGUAAAGCUGCAGUCUCCGGUCUACAAGAUCGACCAGAGCGGGGACAUGGUCGUCGUGGAGACGCUGGACAAACUGACCUACACAGCCAAGUACGUGAUCGUGGCCACCCCUCCCGCCCUGAACCUGAAGAUGCACUUUAACCCCGAGCUGCCGCCGCUGAGGAACCAGCUGAUCAACCGCGUCCCCAUGGGCUCCGUCAUCAAGUGCAUGGUCUACUACAAAGAGAACUUCUGGAGGAAAAAGGGUUACUGUGGCAGCAUGGUGAUUGAGGAGGAGGGCGCUCCCAUCGGCCUGACACUGGAUGACACGAAGCCGGAUGGGACUGUACCCUGCAUUAUGGGAUUCAUCCUCGCCCGCAAGUGCAGAAAGCUAUCAGGGCUGACCAAAGAGGAGAGGUUGAAGAUGAUCUGUGAGAUCUACUCCAGAGUGCUGGGCUCAGAAGAGGCUCUGCAUCCGGUGCACUAUGAGGAGAAGAACUGGUGUGAAGAGGAGUACUCCGGUGGCUGCUACACGGCCUAUUUCCCUCCAGGAAUCCUUACUCAGUUUGGAAAGGUGCUGAGGGAGCCAGUCGGCAAGUUGUACUUUGCCGGCACGGAGACUUCCACAGAGUGGAGCGGCUACAUGGAGGGGGCCGUGCAGGCUGGAGAGAGGGCCGCCAGAGAGGUUUUGUGUGCGAUGAAUAAAAUCCACCAGAGUCAGGUCUGGCAGACGGAGCCCGCGUCUAUGGAAGUCCCAGCGCGCCCGUUUGCCACCAGCUUCUGGGAGAGAAAUCUGCCUUCAGUCGGCGGCCUCUUCAAGUUGGUGGGAUUCUCCACCGUCCUGUCUGCUGCCACGGCAGCCGGCGUGGUGGCCUACAAGAAGGGCCUCCUGUCCCGGAGUUAAACCGCCCGCACGCAUCAUCUCACUCCUCUGCGUCUCAAGGGGACGACCAUCUCUACAGACACUGUGCUCUAUCGUACUUGUAGUGCACUACUUCACGGCCCAAAACUACAAAGUAGUGAACCACAUCAGGUGUUGUUCUGCUCACACAAAACACUAAAGUCUGUUUGAGAGAGAGAGAGAGAGAGAGAGAGAGAGAGAGAGAGAGAGAGAGAGAGAGAGAGAGAGAGAGAGUGUCAUGGGCCGAGCACACGUCCAGAGAUGCUAGUUAGAGAGGAGUGAAGAACUUCAGUUUAAAUUGACUCUGAGAUUCAGAUUGUGAAAACCAAUGAAGGAAAAAAGAGCAGAAUCAGUUAAAUAUAUACAUACAUAUAUAUAUAUAUCGCUAUUAAUAUUCCAUACAUUGCCAAUGACGUACACAUUCUUGAUUACGUGUGUGUGUUUGUGUGUGGGCUUGUAUAACUAUAUUCGUGGGGUCCAAAAACCGGGAGUCCAGUAUAC